ACGAAUGAAAACAUGAGGACUCUACUGCUGGCUUCACUGGGCUGCCUAUUUCUGGCCGUUACAUUUGCCUUCCCUGCUAGUGACAAGGAAAAAGGCAUAAUCUUAAAUCUGAAGAACGGGGAGAUUUGUGCUGUCAGUAUGCAGUGUAAGAGCUCCUGCUGCCAACGAAACACUGGGACCAGCAUUCCUCGCUGUGCCCCCCUAUCAGCCGAGAACCAGAAGUGCUCCAAAUUGAGUGUGUAUGCCACCUACUACCACUGUAAGUGUGAGAGAGGCCUGAAGUGUAAGGGAGACUGGUCCGUUGGAGGCACCGUUACCAACACCAACUUCGGCAUCUGCGAGGACCGCAACGGCAAGACGAACGCCACCAGCUGAGACACUCCCCAGCGCCGUGUCCACCAGUCCAACAGCCACCAGCCACGACUGAAGCAAAAUGUUCCCAGGUGUCUUUGGUGCGGGAGUCACCCGGUUGACGGGCCGGGGGGGGGGCUAAAAGAACCCGCACAGGACUAAAUCAAAGCAUUUAAUGGAGUUUAGGUUUGAGGACGGCCCCUUGAGUCCUAAAACACUGACUGUGUAAUUAUGGCCUUAUUUGUAACUGUGCCGGAAUAUUUGACACCCUCCAUCGUUAAUCUUCAGAAACACGUUAUAAUAUUCCUAUUUUUUGUCACCUAUAUGCUGCUCCACACAUUCCUCCUGAGCACACCCCCCCCAACAAAAAAUACAUUCACUGAUAAGAAAUGAGGAAAUCCCCCAUCCCAUUGCACCACCUCCCCUUGGUUCUGACAGCAAAUACAGUCAAAAAACAACAACAUUAUGUAUUUGUUGGACCCCCCCCCCCCAAAAAAAAAAAUAUCAUUUUAAUUUGAAUUUUGAUGGAUAUUUUCAUCUGUAUGGCUCAGUUGAAUGGAGCUGCUCCAGAUUAAAGUGGCUGCCAAGCAUCA
This is a messenger RNA of Esox lucius (northern pike), 944 nucleotides long. RefSeq names its product colipase. Gene Ontology annotation, molecular function: lipase binding; enzyme activator activity. The coding region runs from base 13 to 375 and encodes 120 amino acids. Gene Ontology annotation, cellular component: extracellular region. Gene Ontology annotation, biological process: positive regulation of catalytic activity; digestion; lipid catabolic process. Lineage: Eukaryota; Metazoa; Chordata; Actinopteri; Esociformes; Esocidae. The record is from RefSeq and is a predicted model, not a curated record. The transcript is spliced from 3 exons.